Molecule: messenger RNA, 5568 nt
Organism: Amblyraja radiata (thorny skate)
Lineage: Eukaryota; Metazoa; Chordata; Chondrichthyes; Rajiformes; Rajidae
Product: endonuclease/exonuclease/phosphatase family domain-containing protein 1-like
Exons: 8
Coding region: 180-1829 (549 amino acids)
Cellular component (GO): plasma membrane
Source: RefSeq, a predicted model, not a curated record
CUCUCAAAGUUAUUAAGGAUUGAUAUCUGGUCCGUCAACCUGCAACAAAGUAUUUACGCAAAUGUGUCAGCGUGCGGGCACAAUAUAGAUUCUUCCUGCAAAAGGUUGCAACCAGAUCAUUGUGCUCAAGAAACUUAGAAACUGUAGUUUUUAUCAAGACCAUACAGGAAGGUUAAACAAUGGGCUACCCUUUGAGCUGUCACCGGCCGCAGCGCGACCCAGGGGCCCGGUAUCCGAAGGGGAAGAAGCGACUGAAAGAGCGGCCGGCCAGCCAUGCGGGCAGCCAGCCCGGGCACCAGGUCAACAUCAACACGGCAAUCGAGGAGGAGCUGAUGACCCUGCCGGGCAUCAACCGGUUGUUGGCUCACAACAUCGUGUUGUACCGGGACAAGAUCGGGGGCUUCCGCAAGAUCGAGGACGUGGCUCUGGUGACAGGGGUGGGUGCCGCCAGGCUGCAGCAGAUGAGACCCGAGGUCUGCGUGGGGGCCGUCGAGACGCUGCAGGCGGGGCCUGAGGUCGGUGUCGGGGCCGCAGGCCCGCAGCAGACGAGGCCCGAGGUUUAUGUGGGAGCUACCAAGCCUCAGCAGGGGAAGCCCGAGGUCGGUGUGAGCCAACGAGGGCUCUCUCGCUCCGUGGAGAACCUCUCCAGCUACGACCUGCUCUCCUGCGCCACACUUAACAUCAACCUGGCCUCGGAGAAGCAGCUCACCGCCUUGCUGGGGGUGUCCGAGGACCUGGCUCACCGCAUCGUCCUCCACCGGCCCUACCGGCACGCCAACGACCUGCUGCGGGUGACGGGUGACGAAGCCUUCUCCCUGACGCCCAUCAGCUCCCGACUCAGCGCUGCCAUGCCGAAGGCCACCUUAUCCGCGCAGCGGGCCGGCGCCCUCCCUUUCUGCAGCCUGCAGGACCUGAGCCUGAAAACGGGGAUCCGGCCUCGCACCCCCUCGCUGGAUGCUCUACAUUCAACCUUCACCGACUGCCUCGACGGCAGGAGGGUCAUUCGUGUCGCCACAUGGAACCUGCAACGCCUCAACUUGGACAAGGUCAACAAUCCUGGAGUGAGGGAAGUCAUCUGCAUGACCCUACUUGAGCAGGGGAUCAAGCUAUUGGCCAUUCAGGAGGUGCUGCAUGAAGAUGCCUUGGAUAAGCUAUGUUCGGAAUUCGAGAAGCCCACCAUUGCAGCAUUGCAGGAAUGGAAAACUGACCGGGGAAGUUGGAAGUAUGUUGUGUUGGAAAACCCAGAAGGACAAGAGGAAAAGGAGAUGGAACGUGUAGCCUUUCUUUGGGACAGCAGCACGGGCCUUGAGCUAAACGAGGCUGACACCCUCGAGGUGCUGCCGGAGCAGAACAACGGACACCAGCCUUACAACCAACCUGUGCUGGGAUACUUCAAGAUAGGAGAACUCCCACUCAACCUCGUCAAUAUCCAUCUGAAGGCUAACCAGUUAUCUGGAGUUCAAGCGAGCAGCAGCAACAAAGCAUUGGACCUCGACAUCCUAAGGCCACACCUCACAGAACAAAAGCAGCUCAUCAUUCUGGGACACUUUGGUCUGCAGCCUGAUGCCACAGAGUUCAACCUAUUAAGAGAAAAUCACUUCCAGCACUGUGUACCCAGCGACACGUUCACCAACAUUAGCAGCAAGAACAAGACUGGGGAUGACUGUCAGGACAACAUCUGGUGGAACCAGCCUGCCCAGGGUGCCUACACAGGGAGAUGGGGAGUGAUCCGACAAGGUCUCAGCAGUCCCUGGAUACCAGAUGGUUGGAAAUGGGGAGGAAUCGUAUCUCAACACUGUCCGGUUUGGAUUGAGUUCUUCGUUGAUUAGACAAAAACUCAAAAUAGUGUUCUGGACUAAAUGAUAAACCUGCAUGGAGAAUGACGAAAAACAGAGCUACAAUAGCUACCACAAACCGUUAUUUAAUUUGCUUCAAACCCAAUAAAGUAAUUCAGCAGUGGCACAAUGACCACAUUAGCUAAACAUGUUGGGUCCAAUUAUGCUUCUAAUUGAUGUAUCUCUCUCCUCUUAAUUGACUCAAACGUUAUCCAUAAUAACUUUGACUCCUGCAAAAUUCAUAUCCUAGUUUCUUACCUUCAAUUUGGAGAUGGAAAUUAGAGUUCACACCAACUAUCAAUCACCUAUUUUACACUUAUAGCCUCAUGUAUUUUAUUCUCCCCACUCUUCCAUUAACUCCUCUCACUCACUAGGAAGCAAUUUACAGCAGCCAAUUAAGCAAGUAACAUGCAAGUCUUUUGAAAGAGGGGAAAAAGCAUCCCAGUGGAAACCCAGGUAGUCACAAAGAGAAUGUGUAUGUAAUGCCAGGAUUGAACCCAGUUGGUUGGAGCUGUGAGGCAGUGCCAUUACCAACUCCUCUACUGUGUCGCUCUAGGUAGUGAAUUUGUUCUGGCUGCAUUCCUACUGCCUCCACAAACAGGAAGGGGAUGAUGAGACUCUUACAACCUCUACUUAAGAGGUAUCCAGCCAAGUGCUUGAAUUGCCAAAGCAUUGAAGGCUAUGAAGGUGCUGAAAAUGGGAAUAAAAUGCAUUGCACAGUGCGGACAUGGCAGGCCAAACAGCUUGUUUCUGUGUUAUAUUCCUUAUGAAGUUCAAUUGGAAGUUGACUUGAACCUCUCAUGCGAUAGGUGUUAAACCAACACAAAACUUGGGAGUAAACUGGGUUGAUCACGGUGAAUCUCUGACCCUAAGAAGAGUUGGGGUGUUGAUCCCAAGUUGUGUCUGAUCUUUGAGCUGGGAGGGAUAUCCAAAUCCCUUUGCAUUGAGACUCACGUUGUGUUGCAGUUCCAGAGGCUUUAAUGGGCACUUCGUUUGUACCUCAUCUGCGCACAUUGUGAAAAUUAAUUAUUCAGCUGUUGGGACAUCUUUCAAAUCUGUGUAAUCAACAGCCUCAGUUGGGGACAGGAAUUUGUUGCAGUUCAUUCUUUCAAAAUGUUCCUUGUAUCUUCCCAUGAACAGAAUCUUCUCCCCCCCCCCCCCCCCCCCCCCCCCCCCCCCCCUCCCGAUGAACAGGAAAUGCCAUUCCUAUGAGCUACUCUCUCUCCUCUUCCUGUGUUAAAUUGAAAUUUUGCAGGGUCUCCGAAGUUGCCUCAGUAGUUCAAAAGUGGAAUUAGCAAAUCUUAAACCGGUCAUUUGGCUCAAAGCACUAUUGUAUCUACUCAGCACAAGUUAAAGAACUGAGUCAUGACCAAAGGAAUUUUGUCAGAUGAUAAUUUUUAACCCUUCAGAGAGGUGUCUGAGAGAGAUCCUUCUGGUACUCUGUGAAAUAGUGAACCAUGAAAAAACAUUAAACAAAGUCAGAUUACAAAGGGGUUGAAAUUCUUAAUUCUAUUGUGAAGUAAAAAGAUAUCAAUAUAUUUUCUGCCAGGAAAUCAGCCGGGUCAGUGGCCUUGACUCCUCUUUGAAACAGGUAGCAAACCAACACAGGCCCAAAUAGACCAAAGAACAAAGAUUGUCAACAUUCCACACAAGUGCCCACUCCAGGAACCACUCUAGUAUAUUUCCAUUAAUGGCUCAACAGCUUGGCACUAGAGGCAGACCUGUUGCCUCAUAGCAUCACGGAUCCGGGUUCAAUCAGACCUAAAUGCUGUCUGUGUGGAUUUUAAAUAAUCUCCCUAUGACCACAUGGGUAUCAGACGGGUGCUCCAGAUUUCUCCAACAUGCCAAAGAUAGAUGUGAUUUGAGGGUUAAUUGGCUGCUGUAAAUUGCUCCUUGCAUGUAGGUGAGAAGUAGAAUCUAGGAGAAGUGGGACGAAUGUAGGAUUAGAAUAAAUGGGUGGUUGAUGGUCGCCAUGGCAGUGGGCUGAAAGGCCUAUUUCUACGUAUGUGGUGUUUUGGCUGUAUGUCAGGAGAAUGUGGGGGGGGGGGGGGGGGGGACUGGAUUCCGACACAAUGCCAACUUCAAGAGUUUUUCUGCAGACCUGAUGGAAUUGGUUCAUGUAAUGUACAGUAGGGAAGUCAGCUAUUUGUUACCAUAUAAAUGGAAACACAUCUUCAUUGUUGAAUACGAGCAUUUGCUACUUCAAGACUUGUGCAUCUCAAUGCCUUUCUGGAUUUCUACUCCCCGUGUACUAGUACUCGCCCAAAACAUUGCUGACAGUUUGUUGACUGGUUUCAAAAUCCUCGCAACUCCAGUGACCAGAGUUCAAUCCUGGCUGGAUACUGGCAGUGUGCAGUUCCGGUUUCUCCCUUCCUACUUUUCACUGGCUUCUCUGCUGACACAAUUUGACAUUUAAUCCAACUCUCACUGCCGCCACUUCCAACAACUCAGAGUGAAGGCCUCGGGCUUGUCUUCCAAUAAAUCAGGCUGACCUCCACUGACAGUUUGACCACAUGAGCACCAUGACUCAUCCUUCUCGUGAGACAUUAUGCUCAAAGCUGAAAGCACAGAUUAUAUGGGGGAUUUGUCUUAAAGGCACACAGCCUUCUCAAAAAAAUGCUCAGCAAUGCUCAGCUUAGAAAAUAAGCAAGUCUACAAAAUGGCUGCUCGACUUAGAGUUUUUUGGCAAUAUACGCAAACAACAUUGAAUCUCCAACAAUUACUAUGCCCCCAAGCUAUAAAAUAAUUUUUGAGAUACUUAUUCAUAUAGAAAAUGAUUAAUUGAUUCAUCAGAUUCUGGUAUAUACUGCUUUAGUUUUCUUCUCUCCAGGGCGCGGGCAGACGUUAGUCCAAGUCUUUGGGAUUUGGGAAGAAAUGAGAGAAUCCAGAGGAAACCUACAUGGUUGCCAGGCAAACUCCACACAGGCAGUAUCCGAGGUCAGGAUUGAAUCCAGGUCACCAGUGUUCUGAGACAGCUGCUCGACUGGCUGUGCCACCGCUGUCCUUUUAACCAUAGACCCCAAUUGUUGACCUAUCAGAGAUCAGCAACCUCAACGAAACCUAGCAUAAACAAGGGAGCCCGCCUAGAUGCAUGUUCAGCCCCACUGAACAACGAAUGCAGAGAAAUGUUUAGGAAGGAAUUGCAGAUGCUGGUUUAUACUGAAGAUCGACACAAAAAGCUGGAGUAACUCAGUGGGACAGGUAGCAUCUCUGGAUGGAAGGACUCCACAAAUGCUGCCUGUCCUGCUGAGUUACUCCAGCUUUUUGUGUCCAAUAAAUACAGAGACUUGGGUUAACAGAAAAUCCUAAUAUGUUUUUAGCUCGGUGCAGAAAUAUCACAUUGAGAUUUGACUGCUUAAAAUCUUGACUGUAGUGUAGUGAGCAGAGGGAGAGGAAUUGGCCAGUGUUUCUUUUGUUGACUGCAAACCACAACAACUGCUAGAAGAUCUUCUUGUGGACAUUACCGAAAGAUUUAACUGUGAUUCUUUCCCUUUUCAAUAACAACAAAUGUUUUCUUGAACAAGGAAGGGUAAUCUGGUUCCAUUGAUCUGUGUUCUGACAAGAACUUAUCUUUGGUGAAGGAGUUAAAGUGGAACAGUAAACAGAAUGGAAUAGUACUGUUCGAAGAUUAUUCAACUCUUCCACAAGAUAUUCAAAAGUGUACAAUAUUAAUUUUAAAAGAUAGAAAAAUAAUAAACAAUAUAAGAGAUAUAAAUGUCAAGCAAUGGCAACA